UGGAACCAACCCACAUGGCCAACCAUAACCAUUUUUCUGCAGUUCUCAUCGUGCUGCUGCUGCAAUGUAUACAACUCAGUUGUGUAGUUGGAGUUUCCCAACCAACGCAAACAGGAGGAAGGUGGGAGCUUCUUUUGAAUAACACUGGCGUAGUGGCCAUGCACAUGGCUUUAACCCGCCACAAUACUGUUGUUGUAUUUGAUCAAACCAGUGCUGGCCCGUCUCAAUAUAAACUCCGUCGAAGAUUCGGGGGGGAAAGGUGUACAUCGGCCCAUGCCGACAAUAUAGACCCCAACUGUUAUGCCCAUUCUGUGGAGUAUGACAUUUCAAGGAAUGAAGUUAGAGCUCUGCGGCUAUCUUCCGAUGCAUGGUGCUCCUCUGGUUCCUUCCUGAGCAAUGGAACUUUGUUACAAACAGGUGGGCAUGGUAGCGGGUCUCGAAGGAUCCGCAAAUUCAGGCCUUGUAAAGACCAUCAUUGUGACUGGAGUGAAUCCCAUUCACUGCUAUCAAAUGAUCGUUGGUAUGCUUCGAAUUUAAUCCUUCCCGAGCAUGAUCGGGUAAUCGUGGUGGGUGGUAGGAGGGCCUUCACAUAUGAAUUUGUUCCAAAAAUGGGGAAAGGGAAGGCCUUUGAUCUACCGUUCUUGCAUCGAACUUUUGAUGAUCGGGAGGGAGGAAACAAUCUCUAUCCCUUUCUUCAUCUCUCCUCUGAUGGGAACUUGUUCCUUUUCGCCAACAGAGACUCUGUUCUCUUCAAUUAUAGACGAAACAAAGUGGUCAAGACAUUUCCUCGAAUACCUGGUCGGGGGUCGCGGAAUUACCCCAGCACUGGCUCGUCGGUGAUCCUCCCAUUGGAUCACGCAGACAGGUUUCGAAAGGUCGAAGUCAUGGUGUGCGGGGGCUCUGCUACCGGAGCUUAUAGGGCAGCAGGACGUGGGCGGUUCGUGAAAGGUCUGCAAUCAUGCGGAAGAAUGGUGAUCACUGGGAACACGAACAAAUGGAAAAUGGAACAAAUGCCAGAACCCCGUCUCAUGCACGAUAUGCUGAUCCUUCCAACGGGCAAUAUCUUGAUCAUUAAUGGCGCUAAAACUGGCAGUGCAGGAUGGGGCAACGCAAGAAACGCUUCCCUUCGACCCUUUCUCUACAAGCCUAAAAACAAACCAAACAGAAGAUUCUCAGUCCUGAAAUCUACCAAAAUAGCAAGAAUGUACCACUCAUCAGCGAUUGUUCUUACCGACGGAAGAAUCUUAGUUGCGGGCGGGAAUCCCCAUAGAAAUUACACAUUCGAGCACGUACAUUACCCGACCGAACUCAGAUUACAAGCAUAUCAUCCAGAUUAUACUGAGCCAAAAUACGACGGUCUGAGGCCAAAGAACGUGUCGAUACACUAUGCUCAAGGUGAUCACGGCAUCAAAUACGGCAAACAGUUCACCGUUCGAUUCAAAUUGGAGAGGAGAAGGAGCGGUGUUCUGGAAUUCAACGCUUACGCACCGCCAUUCACGACUCACUCGAUUUCGAUGAAUCAAAGGUUGCUGAAACUGAAGAACAGGAACACGGAGAUAGACGGCAAUGGCCAAUGGAUAAGUACCGUUGUGGAGGCUCCACCGUCGCCCAAUGUUGCACCCGCCGGUUUUUACUUGCUGACGGUCGUUAAUGGCGGAAUUCCCAGCGUUUCUCGGUGGAUAAGAUUCAUAAAUUCCUGAUUCUACGAAGCUUUCGAAGUAACUUAGUUCUCCUGCUUUAAUAUUUUCAACUUUGAGUUCUUGGGUGAAUAAGACAAUAUCUCCACGAAUUAAAAAAAAAUCUUCCAUAUUUGGAUCAUAUUUACUUAAUCCAAAUUGUUUAUGCAAUAAAAAUCAUUUAGUAUAAAGUUAUUGCAUUAUUCAAGAAA
Cucurbita maxima (winter squash) is the source of this 1888-nucleotide messenger RNA. Its product is annotated as aldehyde oxidase GLOX-like. The transcript has 2 exons. The coding region runs from base 15 to 1700 and encodes 561 amino acids. The record is from RefSeq and is a predicted model, not a curated record. Lineage: Eukaryota; Viridiplantae; Streptophyta; Magnoliopsida; Cucurbitales; Cucurbitaceae.